This is a messenger RNA of Solea solea (common sole), 6940 nucleotides long. It is a transcript of the gene upf2, whose product is annotated as UPF2 regulator of nonsense mediated mRNA decay. Gene Ontology annotation, biological process: nuclear-transcribed mRNA catabolic process, nonsense-mediated decay. Gene Ontology annotation, cellular component: exon-exon junction complex; cytoplasm. The coding region runs from base 33 to 3962 and encodes 1309 amino acids. Gene Ontology annotation, molecular function: RNA binding; protein binding. The record is from RefSeq and is a predicted model, not a curated record. The transcript has 21 exons. NCBI's taxonomy places the organism in Eukaryota, Metazoa, Chordata, Actinopteri, Pleuronectiformes, Soleidae.
UGUUUUUUUAGUCAGGCGUCGGGUUUGGCGCCAUGCACGGGUCCUUGUUCGCUUCACGGAAACCGACGACAGUGACCGAUGUUUGUUUUGCGACAGUUAGCUGCAGCAGAAUGCCUGCUGAACGCAAGCGCUCAGUAAACAUGGACGAAAAAGAAGUUGGCUCCUUCAGCAACAAGGAGAAAGACAAGGACAGAGACGGCGAGAGACGAGCGGCGUCCUCCCGGGACAAAAGCAAAGACGAGGCCAAGAUGAGCGGCAAAAAAGAUGGCAGCAGCAGCAAGGAGGAAAAGAGGAAGAGACUGGAGGAGGAGAAGAAGAAGAAAGAGGAGAAGGAGCGCAGGAAGAAGGAGGAGGAAAAACAGAAAGCGGAGGAGGAGCAGAAGAAGAAGGAGGAGGAGGAGAAGAGGCUGCAGGAGGAGCAGGAGAGGAAACUUCAAGAGGACGAGGCCAAAAGACAACGUGAGGAGGAGGCGGCUCUUCUCAAGGAGAAGGAGGAGGGGCAUCAGCUGCACCAGGAAGCCUGGGAGCGUCAUCACAGCAGGAAGGAGCUCCGCAGCAAGAACCAGAACGCCCACGAGGCCCGGCCCGAGGAGGCCUUCUUCAGCCGCCUGGACUCCAGCCUGAAGAAGAACACCGCCUUCGUCAAGAAGCUGCGGACGCUCACCGAGCAGCAGCGCGACUCGCUCUCCAACGACUUCUCCUCGCUCAACCUCAGCAAGUACAUCGGCGAGGCCGUCAGCUCCGUGGUGGAGGCCAAGCUGAAGAUCUCUGACGUGGGCUGCGCCGUCCACCUGUGCUCGCUCUUCCACCAGCGCUACGCCGAGUUCGCCCCGCUGCUGUUGCAGGCCUGGAAGAAGCACUUUGAGGCCAGGAAGGAGGAGAAAGCGCCCAACGUGAGCAAACUGCGCACGGACCUGCGCUUCAUCGCGGAGCUCACCAUCGUCGGCCUCUUCACGGACAAAGAGGGUCUGUCGCUCAUUUACGAGCAGCUGAAGAACAUCAUCAACACGGACCGCGAGACGCACACGCACGUGUCGGUGGUGAUCAGCUUCUGCAAACACUGCGGGGACGACAUCGCCGGGCUGAUGCCGCGCAGGGUCAAAGCGGCUGCAGAGAAGUUCGGCCUGACGUUCCCCCCGAGCGAGAUCAUCAGCUGCGAGAAGCAGCAGCCCUUCCAGAACCUUCUGAGGGAGUAUUUCACCUCCCUUACCAAACACCUGAAGAAGGACCACAGAGAGCUGCAGAACAUCGAGAGGCAGAACAGGCGUAUCCUUCACUCUAAAGGAGAGCUGAGUGAGGAUCGACACAAACAGUAUGAAGAGUUUGCCACUUCUUAUCAGAAGCUGUUGGCAAACACUCAUUCUCUGGCUGAUCUGCUGGAUGAAAACAUGCCGGAGCUGCCUCAGGACAAGACUGUGCAGGAGGAACACGGCCCCGGCAUCGACAUCUUCACUCCCGGUAAACCUGGCGAGUACGACCUGGAAGGAGGGAUCUGGGAGGACGAGGACGCUCGCAACUUCUACGAGAACAUGGUGGACUUGAAGGCCUUCGUCCCGGCCAUCCUCUUCAAGGACAACGAGAAGAGCGGCCAGGGCAAAGAGAAGGAUGACGCCAAAGACGGUAAAGAAGGGAAGGAAACGAGCAGCACCGCGGAGGAGCUGGAGCUGGAGCUGGAAGCUCUGGACAUCACAGAUGAACCUCUGGAGCUGGAGGGAGCGGACGAGGUGGAGAACGAAGAGCUGGCCAAGAAACUGCUGGACGAGCAAGCAGAACAAGAGGAGGAGGAGACAAACACGACGUCCCACCUGAAGCUCAUCGUGGACGCUUUCAUCCAGCAGCUCCCCAACUGUGUCAACAGAGACCUGAUUGACAAGGCGGCCAUGGACUUCUGCAUGAACAUGAACACCAAGUCCAACAGGAGGAAGCUGGUGCGAGCUCUUUUCACCGUGCCCCGGCAGAGGUUGGAUCUCCUUCCCUUCUACUCUCGCCUUGUGGCGACUCUUCAUCCGUGCAUGUCGGACGUGGCCGAGGACCUUUGCUCCAUGCUGAAGGGAGACUUCAGGUUUCAUAUCCGUAAGAAAGAUCAGAUCAACAUCGAGACCAAAAACAAAACGGUCCGGUUCAUCGGGGAACUGGCCAAGUUCAAGAUGUUCUCCAAAACAGACACGCUUCACUGUCUGAAGAUGCUGCUCUCUGACUUCACUCACCACCACAUAGAGAUGGCCUGCACUCUGCUGGAAACCUGCGGCCGCUUCCUCUUCAGAUCCCCGGACUCUCACCUGAGAACCAGCGUCCUGCUGGAGCAAAUGAUGCGCAAAAAGCAGGCGCAGCAUCUGGACGCCCGCUACGUGACCAUGGUGGAGAACGCCUACUACUACUGCAACCCUCCGCCCAUGGAGAAGACGGUGAGGAAGAGGCGGCCGCCGCUGCAGGAGUACAUCCGCAAGCUCCUCUACAAGGACCUGUCCAAGGUCACCACGGAGAAGGUGCUGAGGCAGAUGAGGAAGCUGCCGUGGCAGGACCCCGAGGUCAAGGGCUACCUCAUCUGCUGCAUGGUCAACAUCUGGAACGUCAAGUACAACAGCAUCCACUGCGUGGCCAACCUGCUGGCCGGCCUGGUGGCCUACCAGGAGGACGUGGGCAUCCACGUGGUGGACGGGGUCCUGGAGGACAUCCGGCUGGGCAUGGAGGUAAACCAGCCCAAGUUCAACCAGCGGCGCAUCAGCAGCGCCAAGUUCCUGGGCGAGCUCUACAACUACCGCAUGGUGGAGUCGGCCGUCAUCUUCCGCACCCUCUUCUCCUUCAUCUCGUUCGGCGUGAACCAGGACGGCAGCCCGAGUCCCCUGGACCCGCCGGAGCACCUGUUCCGCCUCCGCCUGGUCUGCACGCUGCUCGACACCUGCGGGCAGUACUUUGACCGCGGCUCCAGCAAGAGGAAGCUCGACUGUUUCCUCAUCUACUUCCAGCGUUACAUCUGGUGGAAGAAGAGCGUGGACGUGUGGACCAAAGAUCACCCGUUCCCCAUCGACAUCGACUACAUGAUCAGCGACACUCUGGAGCUGCUGCGGCCCAAAAUGAGACUGUGCUGCUCCCUGGACGAGGCCAUGAGGCAGGUCACCGACCUGGAGAGGGAGCUGCUCGUCAAGCUGGGGAUGGCGAUGGAGAGGGACGGACGCUCCAGCGCCAUGAGCGAAGGCGAGGCGAUGGACGAGGAGGAGGAGGACGACGACGACGAGGAGGGCGGAGCCGAGACCGAGGAGCAGUCGGGCAACGAGAGCGAGAUGAACGAGCAGGAAGAGGACGAGGGCUCAGAGAACGAGGAAGAGGAGAGAGAGGAAGAGGAAGAGGAGAACACGGACUAUCUGACCGACUCCAACAAAGAGAACGAGACCGAUGAGGAGAACAAUGAGGUGACGAUCCGCGGCGGUGGACUGAAACACGUGGCCUGUGCCGAGGACGAGGACUUCAUUCAGGCUCUGGAUAAGAUGAUGCUGGAGAAUCUGCAGCAGCGUAGUGGUGAGCCGGUGAAGGUUCACCAGCUGGACGUGGCCAUUCCUCUGCAGCUGAAGAGUCAGCUGAAGAAAGGAGGAGGAGGAGGAGGAGGGCAGUCGUGCCUCGGUGACGGAGAGUCGGACAUUUCCGAGACCAUGCAGUUCGUCAUGUUGACGCGCAAAGGAAACAAGCAGCAGUAUAAAAUCCUGAACGUGCCGCUGUCGUCUCACUUGGCCGCGAACCACUUCAACCAGCAGCAGGCGGAGCAGGAGGAGCGCAUGAGGAUGAAGAAACUCACACUGGACAUCAACGAGAGGCAGGAGCAAGAGGAUUAUCAGGAGAUGAUGCAGUCCCUCGCUCAGCGUCCCGCUCCCGCCAACACCAACCGGGAACGUCGGCCUCGAUACCAGCAUCCAAAAGGUGCUCCCAACGCCGACCUCAUCUUCAAGACCGGAGGAAGGAGACGCUGAUGGGAGUCUGGGUCCCGGGUUGAGCGAGCAAUAGAGCGAGCGACUGAACCAAUGAGAAAGAAGAAGAAGAAGAAGAGAGAGAGAGAGAGAGCGAGAGAAGAGACGAUCGGAGGGGAGACCGGUCUGAACCAGGGAGCGAGUCCAGAUGUCAGGACAGAGAAAACACACACACUGACCCGGCCGAAGCCACCGAGGACGAGACGCGACCAGGAGCCUGGGGUCAGAGGUCAAGGGUCAGAAAGACGGCUCUCUUUUCCUCUUUUUUUUGUCUGUUGUCUGAGAUGACACAAAGAAAAAACCCACAACAACAACUGUUCGGACCAACUACGACAACGACUGAACACCUGACCGGCCGACUGAUGGCGACAGGAAGUGGGCGGGGUCAGCGGAUCAAACUCCCGCUGUCACAACAGUUGGAGAAAAAACACGAGUAAAAUAAUAAUAAUAACGACGAUAACGUGAGACAAACGAGAGAUUUCUUCUUUUCCUCUUAGUGUUCUGGACUUGGGAACAUGUGAGUGCAGUCACAUGUGUGAACAGAGGGGGGCGCUGCAGCGGAGACAUGACAUUUUUACGGACUCGUCACACGGGGAUGUGCAGGAAGACGCUGACGUCUGAGACAUGGACGUGACGUUUCUGUUCUGGAGACACGUGUUGAUUCAGAGCGGUCUGUUAAAUGCAGCGCCACCUAGAGGUUAUUUUCAUUAUUGAUGGAAACCGUCAGACAAGAGAAGACGCGUUUGAGUGAGUUACACGUGAUCGUAACUCCACCCCUCUGCACUGGCGGCCAGUUUGAGACACGUGGGCUUUCUCGUUCAGUGACAAAAUGGCCGCCAGCAAGGACGUAAGAAAAAGCAGAUUUAGGUGACUUGACAAAAGACUUCUACGAUAUCUACGUCACAUGUUAGCGUCUUUAUCUCACUGUGAGACAGACUUUUCCAACAGGAAACUGAAGUUUGUGAACCACUCACUCUCCCACACCAAACCUCAUAGAGAAAAUCAGUGAUUUUAGCUCGUGGGGACACAGGAGCUGCUGGUCCUCUGCUGCCUCGUGUGGUCACUUUGUGUCACUGAGGACACUCCAAACAAAGGAUUUCAAACCCAGAAUUUUACAAAGUUAGACAUUAGAACUUAGUGAUGGAGGCAGCAGUGAGAUAAAGACAACACAUUAUCAGCUAAGUUUUUUGUUAAGUGACCAAAAUCUGUCCUUUCUUAGGUCCCAGAUGGCGGCCAUUUUGUCCCUGUGAACGUCCGUGUCUCCAAAUGGCCGCUAGCACAAACACAUUUGUUCAUUUUAGAGGGCGUUUAUUUUCCUGUAGAUGUAUUUGCCUAUAAAUUCAUAAUUUGCCCUUUUUUUGAGAAGAUAUACAACAUAAGGGAGCAGAGGAUCAUGGGAUAUCAUGGUUGCGUAUGAAGAUUAUUUGGGUUAUAAACUGAUCUGUUGCUAAUUUGCUCCGAUAUAUACGUUCCAUCGUUAUAAAGACGACGGCAUGAAAAUGUAUCUAUUCACACCUUUUUCUGUGUUGUGCUAAGCUAAGCUAACGUCGCGCUUGCCUCCAGACAGAAUUGGAGCAGUGAAUCGUGAGCGACGCACGACGCUAACUCACGAUAACUCUGAAUCAGCAGGAGUUUUUAUGCGAUCUUUGCAUCUUGGAGCGUCGCUGACACUGGACGUGUGUGUGUGUGUGUGUGUGUGUGGGGGGGGGGGGGGGCGUAAACCUCUGAGUGGACGUAUUUAAACCAGGGGUCUCAAAGUCACAUGACCCAGGGGCCAAUGCGCAUGCUUUCUGUGGUCAGGAGGGGGCGGGUCAAGUGAAAACAAGGAGUGAACGAUAUUCCAUCAUGAUGUUGCAUAUUAUGACAAUAACUCUUAGAUUUUCCUAAUAAAAGUGUUUAUUUUGUUGUGGAGUGACAAAGAACAACAUUCUGGGGCCUCAUGAGAUUGAUCGGGGGGCCGCGUGUGGCCCACGGAGCACAUGUUUGAGACCGAAUGUUUAUGCUGCGUUCCUUUACAUCGGAAGUUGUCACCUCCGACUUCACCGCGUUCCAGUUGAGAAGUUGGGUGGGGAAAAAUGAGGAUGCAAACGUAUCUCGGGAAAAUUCAGUACAGUGAAAUAUCGCAAUCUUUUGGGUGGUGAUGUUAUAUCGCAUUUGAGACCCCAAGUAUCUUAAAAAACGUUUAGUCCAGUAGAUGGUGGAGUAUAUCGAAAUAUAUGAUUUCGCAAAUGCUCAGUAUAUCGCAAUAUCGUGAUAAUAUCGCAUUGUGGCGUCUCUGCGGUGAUUCCCACCCCGAAAAGCAACGCGUAAAUACAGUUAAAAAAUUAUCUGUAUUUUACUGCGAAAUGAAAGUGUUUGUAAGUUUGUUCUCACGUAAGCGUUCCAUUUGUACUCCGAACUCGGAAUUUCCAAGGUUAGGUGAUACAGGAAUUGACGAGGAUUCUAAGAUGGCUGCCGCUCCUACAAACACUCCUACUUUUAACGUUUAAAGCACUUUUGUCGCAUUUGUUUCACGGUAAAUCAGUCGUACCGUUUAAUUUUUAACGUUGCUACGAUGUUUUUUGUGUGCGAAAUAUACCAUGUGGAACGUCGCUAAUGGUGGCUAACCCGAGAUACGUUUUUUUUGCACUGUAAAUGGAACGCAGCGUGACCUCGGAAAUUCCGACUUCCGAUAACAGCCGGAACGCAGCACAGUGAAAGUGAGUUUGUUUUGGGUCAGUGUCGUGUAACGUGGUGACACUUUAGUUUGUUUUUGUUCUCAAUCGUGAGUCUGUAUCCGUUUUUAUCGGUGGUAAUUAUAGAUAAAUAUACGUUGAAAUGUAUACGUUGUUUUUUCUGCUGCCACGCUGUGUGUUUUUGUUGCUUUUUUCUCGUUUCUUUUUCCUGCAGAAGAAAAGAAAGUCACGGCUUCGUGUCCCGAAUCACGGCGGAGACAGAAACCACCACAAUAAAAGCACGGAGAUGAUUUUCACCACUCUGAA